CUGAAUAAGUAGGAGCACAUCUCCUAACGCGAGCUCAUUGUCGAGGAUUUUGAGCGCAAAGGGGUUGUAUCGGUUGUGUUUUGUGUUAAUAAAUAAACAAACAAAUAAUCAAGGAUGAGGGAGAUUGUGCAUUUACAGGCUGGACAGUGCGGCAACCAGAUUGGUGCUAAGUUCUGGGAAGUCAUUAGUGACGAGCAUGGAAUUGACCCGACAGGCAGUUACCAUGGCGACAGCGACCUUCAGCUGGACAGAAUUAAUGUUUAUUAUAAUGAAGCCUCAGGUGGAAAGUAUGUUCCACGUGCUGUGCUGGUUGAUUUGGAGCCUGGUACAAUGGACUCUGUGAGGUCUGGUCCAUUUGGUCAGAUCUUCAGACCAGAUAACUUUGUUUUCGGCCAGAGUGGUGCUGGAAACAACUGGGCUAAGGGCCACUACACUGAAGGAGCUGAGCUGGUUGACUCCGUUUUGGAUGUGGUUCGGAAAGAGGCGGAGAGCUGUGACUGUCUGCAGGGCUUCCGGAAAGUCUUCUCAAUCUGUUCAAGUGUUUCUGAUUUAAUUACUUUUGGAAAUUGCUCAUUUAUCAUGCAUGUCUAG
This is a messenger RNA of Sinocyclocheilus grahami, 591 nucleotides long. RefSeq names its product tubulin beta-4B chain-like. NCBI's taxonomy places the organism in Eukaryota, Metazoa, Chordata, Actinopteri, Cypriniformes, Cyprinidae. Bases 115 to 591 code for a protein of 158 amino acids. Gene Ontology annotation, molecular function: structural constituent of cytoskeleton; GTP binding; GTPase activity. The transcript has 4 exons. The record is from RefSeq and is a predicted model, not a curated record. Gene Ontology annotation, cellular component: microtubule. Gene Ontology annotation, biological process: microtubule-based process.